Molecule: messenger RNA, 10453 nt
Organism: Porites lobata
Lineage: Eukaryota; Metazoa; Cnidaria; Anthozoa; Scleractinia; Poritidae
Source: the annotation of a GenBank genome assembly
AUGAGAGUGCGAAAGUUGACGUUCAUCUUUUUUAUGAUAACAGUACACGAUUAUAUCAGUAGACAAGGUCGGUCAGAUAGCUUUCCAGGCGCACUGGGCGACAGUCCUGGAAAAGAACCUCCUCACAUUCACAGCAGAGAGAAAAGCAGGAGUAGAAUUAAAUCAGUCAUCGAGGCUCUUCGCAAAGUUGCAGAUGUUGAACAACAGCUACAAGAAAACAAUGGGUGUAACAAGGUUGAUCUGCUAAAUAUAACAUUCGACGAACGGCGAUGGAAAAAAGAGGCGCUUUUGACCGUGCAAGUGGCUAACUUGAUGACUUCCUUAUGGCGCGCUCCUGGGGAUAAUGGUUAUCCUGUAGCCGCAAACGAUGCUUUGCUUUACCAUUAUGUCCGCUCAAUCGUGUUAUUCUCGCCGUCUGUAUUCGGAUCAGUGAUUUGCUUUGACAACAACUUGUACAAAAAUUACACACGAUUUUGCCCGUACGCCUUCCGAGAUUCCGACCUAAACGGGAGUGUUCAUGUGUUUGAUAUAGCCAAUGGGGAUUAUGACUAUACCACUGAUACAAACGCAAUCUGGUGGCACGAACCAAGAAACAAAGCUCUCACCUUCAUACCCGUGAAAUCUUUGGGCUUUUUCGAGGAGCGUUUUAACGCAACUGCAAAAAAGGCGAAAAAGAAAGAGGCUUUUCCGCAUGUAACUUUUGAGAAUGGAACCUGGACUCGACCUUACUUCGACUGCUUUGGAGGGAAGGUUUGGAUGGUCACAUAUCUCGCGCCAUUUUACAAUGAAACGGAUGAGUUUCUGUAAGUACCACUAUUGGCGGAGUUAGCUAUUUAUCCAAGAAAUCCUAGUAGAUACGUGACUUCUGUCCGCGCCGCAGGACACCAAUGUGAAAUAUCUCACUUACCAGUUAGGGUGAGAGCUAGGAGUGGAGGAGAGUUAGGAGUCCAAGGCUUUAAAGGGCACCUUCAACCAGUGUGCAUUGCGGUCGUACACUUCACCGAAUUUAUUUGCUGUAAUACAGAAACCACGAAAGUGAUUUCUGUGUUUGAUAACAGGAUUGUAUCUAUGUUUCUUUUAAGAAGGGUAUCACAGCCUGCUAUUUCCUUAGGAUGUGAAGAUACAACCCGAUUUUCAAAAACAAUCAGAACGUUCGUAAUUUCUGUACUACUACUACUACUACUACUACUACUACUACUACUACUACUACUACGACGACGACGACGACGACGACUACUACUACUACUACUACUACUACUACUACUACUACUACUACUACUACUACUACUACUACUACUACUACUACUACUGCUACUACUACUACUACUACUACUACUACUACUACUACUACUACUACUACUACUACUACUACUACUACUACUACUACUACUACUACUACUACUACUACUACUACUAUUACUACCACUAAUAAUAAUAAUAAUAAUAAUUCUCGUAUGAACCGGCUUACGACGAAAACUUUCAAAAACAAAUUUUCAUUGCUUUUCUCAGCAUGGUUUGGGCACGCUUGAUGGCCAAUAUUAUUCAGACUGGUUAAAACUUUGGCAGGUUAUAUAUUUGGAUACGUAAAAAUUUAUGCAAUAUCUAGAAUAUUGUACAGGUUACCAACUAUCUAGAACCCCUAUUUUUGAGUCAUUUUCCGUUUGUAUUUGUCUUCUUCUACUGACUGGACUAACAACACGAACUGCAGGCCCUAUCACGAAAUCUGGCGGACGGUGAUGAAGAAUGUGCAUUACAGUGAAUCAACCUUUAAAAUAUUAAGGUUUUUUUUUGUAGUGGCGUGGUCAGUAUUGAUGUGGUUCUUAGCGAUAUCAACAUCAACCAAUGUGAUGACCAAGAAACCUCUGAGCAAGAUGACAAAGAGAAUUUAAUAGAGUUUUUGGGAACUCAUUUAUGUAAGCCAUCAACAAAGGCAAGUACUUGACCAAAAUAAAUAUUACAUAAACCCAUUUUACUCUUCGGGCACAAAAAACUGCGUUCGGUUCCACCCAACAAGGUUUGUUUUUGUUUUUUUAGAGUUCUUCUCUUAACAAAAAGAACAUUUUGCUGGAGGGACUACGUAGGCUUAUGAGCCAUUUAUUUUUACUUUUAACCCCCGGACGUACGGGCAAAGUCAUACCCCCACCGUGGUACGGGGAGGGGUUGAUGGCUGAUGGUUGAAGGGGUUUGAUAUGUUGCAAUAUUUCGAAACGAUUUUGCCUUCAGUGGAAAACCUUUGAUCUUCUCUAAAAGAUGAGGUAUAUUUUAUGGGUGAUGGCACUGUUGGAGGUCUGUGACGUCACCAAACAUGGCCGCCAUCUUGGAUUUUAUCAAGAAAUAGAAAUCAGGUAAAAACAGUGAAAAUGAAUAAUUUUCUGCGCUUAACAUCUAAAAUAACACAUAGAUAAUUACUUUGCAUCAUUUUAUCCACAAGUUUACUUUUAAUCUUGAAAAAAGCUGAAAAAACAUGCAUUUUUACUCAAAAAUGGCUUGACCACCUGCUACUUAUGGCGUCAUAUCUCGUAACCAUAGUAACUGACCAUCACUAAACUCGUCUCAAAAUGCGUGCGAGGGGUAAACAAACAACUACUGAAAUCUUCAGGCGCUGAAUAUGUUUAAUCGUCUAGGGAAAAAAAUCAGAAAAACCCUAACCCUAACUCUAACCCCCCCCCCUUCCCCCUUGUACUUCCGAUCCGAGGGUUAAGUGUUAUGAAACCUGAAAUUUUACAAUGAAACUCGUAAGACCGUGAACACCAGAAACAUUUCUGGAAAGUCAGUGUUGCAAGGAGAAAGCUACCCUGCCAGCAGAGACUACAUUUUUGCCGUAUGAGCUGGCGUGCGAAAAGAAGCGUGCCAGCUGAUACAGCGAAAAUGUAGCCUCUGCUCAUAGGGCAGGAGAAAGCCAAUUAUGCGAGAGAAAACUAAACCGCAAGCAGCAGCGGCAAUUACCGAGAUGUAGAAGUCAUUGAAAACCGAUAACAAAAAAGAGGAUGAGCAGCUAGAGUCAAGGAUUUGACUCAAUUUUGUUCUGUUGCCCGAAGAUACUCGGUUAUAAGACGCACCCCGAAAAUACAAUAGAUUUAGAGCUAUCAACCAGACUUUCGUUGGAAAAAUGCUGCGCCUUAUAAGCGAAAAAUACGGUAGUUACUUAGUUUGUUCAGUUUGUUUGUUUAUUCGUUUGUUUGUUUGUUUUGGGUGUCCACGGUUUUCGGAGUUAUUAUGUAACUUGUUAUACAUGAAAUUACAGUAACCUUUCAUUCCAGAUUUCAUUUCAGACAACUAAAUAAAACAAGUAAAAUAAAAGCUUAAAUCAAUUAAUUGCCUUUUUUUAGACUCCGCAAAGCAUUAUUUAGUUUGGUAUUCGAUUUCACUUAGUGAUGUCAAAACCGCUAACAAUGCGUUAUUUAUAGUAAAACGUUAUUUUAUUUAUUUAUUUUUUUUUUGUGGGGUAUGAAAACCUCAUACAUUUCGAGUGCAUGAAACGUACAUUCAAUCUUUUGAUGCUAGUAACGUUACGGCGUCGUUUUGUUACUCUCCGAAACAGUGUGAAGCAGUUCCUAACCAAGGAUUCAAGAGAGGAAGCUAUGUUUGCACAUGUAAGCGUGGUUACUACUUCCCAGACGCACUUGCUUCAGAAAAAGCCUUUAACGGCUCCGUAAUUGAACGCGAACAUGAUCGGAUGCUCCGAGGGGAACCGAACGCUUAUGAAAAUAACUUCGAGUGCCGCCGGUGCAGAGAAGGGUGUGACGAGUGUGUUGAUGAUAGUCCAUGUAUUUACACUUUGAAGAUCGUGAUCCGGCUGUUACUAUGUUGUGUAAAUGGCGCUGUUAUGAUUGUGACGAUAGCUUUUGCUGUGUACGUGGCACUCCACUGGGAAGAUAAGGUAUGUACUAAAGAAAUGCCGCGCGCGGUGUGAGUGCCUCGGAAAUAGUUUUCGUUUCCCUUUUAAUAUGCCAUUUUAUGCUUCUUAAUAGCUCAGGUUGUAUCUCACUCGUCCGCAGUCCUUACUCUUUCAAAGUUGCUUACUUUUUAUGUCAAAGGACGAAAAUUAAUUUUUUCUGUCAAUUUUAUGAAGUCGUUUUCCGGCCAAAAGCUGUUAAAAUCGCUAAUCCAAAAACAUGCGAUUAACGCAAAUACCGAGUUCUGUUUUCCCGCAAAGUUUUAGCGCAAACGGAUAAAAAUUGCAAAAACUGGCGAGAAAGAGAUAAUAGGGGGAAAAGCUACAAAUAGUAAAGAUCGUUGUUCCGAGUACCAUUAAGCAAGGAUGCGUAUCUAAAAAACUAAAAGACUAGGUACCAUAUACACGUAGAGAAAUGAUAAUAAUAAUCUUUAUAAAAGUAUAAUUAUACAAAUUCUUAAAGAAAUUCGAAGAGUUAUACAGGAAACAGUUCUCACAUUCAUUCGUAGAGACAAACGUAGCUACAGAUUAUUGUCGAGUAUUGUCGAGGUACAACAGAUUAGUCGUAAGAGUGGUUUGCUUCUCUGUCAUUAGAUUUUCAAAGCCUCGAGUCCCCGCUUCAUGGAGAUCAUGUUACUGGGUGCUUUGCUAAUGUACUCAACGGUUAGUACCAAUCUUUAUUAUAUGGCUGAAUUCGCGAGCGGGCAAGGUGAAGCGCAACCUUGAGCUGUGUUUUGAUUGACUACCCCAGGGGAAGGAUGUGCCCAUUAUGACCGCUCGGGGUUCCCCGCAUUGGUUCCGCAAGAAAAAGUAAACUAUUCCACACUGCAACAAUUAUCGCAUCGCAUUCAGGUAGGGGAAAAACUUCGGCGAAUGAUGUGACAUGAGUCGCAGCAAGAAUAAAGUCGUGGGAGGGUGGGUGGGAAAAUAAAUAGGUCCCUUUGAAACCCUUCAAAAGACGCGGUCAUAUCCCACACUUGGUAUACCUAUACCAUUGCAUCUGAUCUAAUUUGUUGGGCUUAUAUGCUCUGAUUCUAACUUAGUUAUUCAGUGUGAAUAGUUGUCUUUUUUUGCCAUACAUUAAAUCCUUUGUAUUGAACAAGCUUGUUCGGUUAAGAUGGCUGGAUAUGGACCUGAUUCUUUUUAGCGAUUUUUAUUGAACUGGAAUAGAAAGAAAACGCAAUAACCAGCCAUCUUGACUCACGCUUGGUCAACAACGCAUAUGAUGCGCGCUGAACCUAAGCCCUCAAACUCUUACAGUGUUUUAGUUUCAUGAAUUAAUAUAGGUCCUCAGCUGAACGACGCAAAGGAUAAUAUAGCUCAUUUUCUCUUGAAUAUAGCUAUUCAGGUAGAAAUAUUGCCUAAAAGACAAUGAAAGCUUAGUUUCACCCCUGGUUUAUUCCUAAGGACGCACAUUUCUCAGAGGAAUUCAUUCCAGUUCACUGGUAAUGAGACAUUUGAAGUAACUGCCAUCCGCGAAUUAUUCCCAAUAAUAGUGAUAAUCGUAAUCAUAAUCAUAACAAUAAUUAUAAUCAUAAUAAUAAGAAUAAUUAUAAUAAUGAUAGUUAUGGCAAUAAUAAGGAUAACAAAAAUAACAAAAAAGAAACACAAACAGACAAAAGCUCUCCCUAGUUAAAACAGCGAAAGCCGCGAAUGGUGAUCCUGUCAAAUUUAUGUUAUGGAUCUUCUUUUGCUGCUCUCUGUUCGCAGCUUAUCGUUUCGUACCUCAAACCCACUGGAAUCCGCUGUAUCAUUAGACCCUGGCUUAAGCACAUUGGCUUCGCGCUCGUUUAUGGACCCUUGGCUCUCAAAACAUGGAGGUAUUUAAAAAACCUAUUUGUCUAUACAAGUGUCCUGAAUUCUGCAUUUUCUCUGGUGUUGAGGUGUUGUUUAGAUGUAAUACAAUACAAACUUUAAUGACAGCUUGGGUUGAGCUAUGCUUUUAAAUGGGCAAAUACAAAAUACCUUAUUAUAGGAAAUUAACGCUCCAUGAAAUUAACGCGAAUCGUUACUAUUCGCGUUAUUUUAAGUCGCGUUAAUUUUUUUGAACGUUAAUUUCAGCGCUCUUAAUUUCCAGUAUUUUAACCCCAAUUUUGGAACCUGUCCAGACAUUCUUGACACCCGAAAAACAUUAACUAUAAGCUUUCUUUCUUUCCAUUUACCCUUUAUUUUCAUCUUUCACAAACGCUAAGGCGAAGGUUUACGAUUUUGCGAGUUCGUCUUCAUCGUUGUCGCUGUCAGAAGUGAUGUCAAUAUCUUCUCCUUUGAUUUCGGCCAAGAUAGAUUACGAAUCGUCAACAUAGUCUUUCUCGACAGAAUAUGAGACUUCCUCUGUUCCUGUUAAUUUCCUAUAUUAUGAAAUUCUACCUCUUCUUUCGCGUAAAUUUUCUUUAUUCGAAAGUCGUUUCCCAUUAAAUUCGCGUUAAUUUCCAAUACCUUAAUUUCAUGGAGCGUUAAUCUCCUAUAAUAAGGUAAGAUCGAAAUGGGGAGGUUUUGUGAGCCCGCGAGAUAGAGCAACCCCCACAAAGCCUUAUCACUAAAACAGCAGGACACAAAACCUCCCCUGGGUCAAUGUUACAUUGUCAGAUAGUCCGAAUUUACUCCCUGGGAGCGAGGUGGGGUUGUGGUCAGUUGAGAUAAACAGUAAUAUCUGGGACGUAGUUAGAAAUUUUUCGGAGGUACCCGUAGCUUUAUUGUUUUUCAAUUUUUAUUAUUAUUCUCGUGCGUGAUUUGAUUAAAUUUCCGUCAUUUACCAAUAUAGUGAGAUGAUCAUCUCUUCGGGUCCCAGGACCGUGUAGGGCAGCAGGAACGACUUUCACGAUCGGCAAAAUCUUGAAAAAAACACAGCAUUUUAAACUUAUGUGAAAGAAGUUAAGCGGAGUUUAAUGGGCAAUUACGGCGUUUUUUUAACUAUCCCUACUUACCUCCUAUUCCUUUGCUUUGUUUUUCUAUUUUACAUUGUUUAUCUUCGACCUUUUUAUGUUCGGGUAAGCACCUGCGUACUGGCGUAUAGGUAGUUUCUACGCCCCUGAAUAUUACAGUGUUCUUGAAGUUGCCGGUCUGAUAGCUUUUGUUUUCUUCCUUGUUUUGUAGGGUGGCAUUAAUUUUCCGCGUGCGUUCGGCUCAGAAGCUUGCACUUACUGACGGGGUUUUGUUAAGACACCUAUGCCUUCUCGUGCUGCUUUACUGCUCUUAUUUGACCGCCUGGACAGCACUUCAACCACCCUUAGUUGAAACAGCACGGACAUCUAAUGACCUCAAAUAUGAAAGAUGCAUCGAAAAUUGGUUCGAUCACACUCUCAUAUUCGGUAAGACGGGGGGACACACUAGGAAGCAUUUUGCGGCGACAAAUUCGUUAGUGUGAGAUUACCGAUUUUAUGAAAAAGGCCUGUUACGGGACGAAACGCUGUCCCCAUUACAUGUUGCAUGAAAUUCAACUGGUCUUAAUUUAUGUUUCAUGACUCAGAUAUCCAAUGCAUCCCGCCGUUCAGUACACAUAAGAGUAGGUAUUGCAGAGACGGCACUAUAUAACCUGUGAUCGCAGGUUAGGACAGUGCAUUGCCGGCCUUAUAGUGUGUAUCGGCUUGUGAGAGAGGACCAUUCAAUCCUCACCCCUUACCACAAAACUAAACUCACUGAUGUGUCACUUCUACACUGCAUAAAGUGAUAUCUGAGGCAUUAUUUACGAAAUAAACCAACAAAACCGUCUUGAAAGAAAGGUAAUCAAAAUGGCUUUGAAGACUAGAACAGGCUACGGAGACGAAUUUAAAAUUACUUGGCGCUCCGCAGUGUGAACUGUGACUUGUUGGAAUGCAUCUAAACUAUCGAGACCCAAAAAUGAAAGCUUCUUUCCUACUCCAUUAGGAAUUGCUCUUGACUUGAAUUGCUAUCUUUAGACCAAAACACACGAAUGGCCUAAAAAUUCAGUUUUCCCUUCAUGUUGACAUGAUAUGGCGCAUAGCCUGAGGGUGCAUGGUACUUACUUUUUUGGGGAAAUUUUGCUCGAUACUACUGCUCCAAAGACGUUUAUUACGGAAACUUUACACUCCAGCAAACCGAAACAGUUUAUUAUUUACAUUCUCACCGAAAUUUUCGGAAAUAGUUUUGUAAGUGAAAUCCCACUCACCCACCUCCUCUAAUAGUUAUUCAUUUAACUGCGAACUGCUUAUUGUUUCGCGUCACUUUUGACAAUUAAAUGACGAAUGGCGAAUAGACCCUUCCACGGUUUUUUCAACCAUUGACAUCGACCAGUUAGGGCCGGAAAAUCUGUCAAUAUCAAUAUCACUAGAAAGAUAGCCUGCGAACAGCAAACAUGUUUCCAGUCGUCACUUUUCUCCCUCCGGAGAGAAGCGACGACCGAAAGUACGGCUGCUGAAGGAUUUUCCCUAUCUUGGCCAUGUCAAAAGUUGAAAAAACCGUGGAAAAGGUCUGUUUAGCCAGUAUCCUACCUGUCUGCUUGCAUUAAUUUUGUCUUUGCUGUCGCUGCUGUUGAUGUUGUUGUUGUUGUUUUCUUUUUCUUUGUUUUUUUUUUUGGCUAGUUUGUUUUGUCUUGAUUUCUCUUUUGGUUCAUUAUAUCAAUAACGUACCUUUAUAAAUAUAUUGUCCUGUACAGUAGUCCUACGCUCUACAAACAUUCUCUACUAUAUGUAAAGCUCAGUGUCAUUUCUCGUUUCAUUUAAAAGUAGGUGGUGGUCAACUAGAAAGCUUUCGCUACUUUGAUCCUCCUUAAAUAGUGUGAAAUAAACGAACCUGAACCUGUCGUUUAUCUUAGGAGAUAUGAUGGUGCUGAUCUGGGGGAUGUGGCUUAGUUACAAGAUUAGAAACGCCCCGCCAGCUUACAACGAGAGUAAGAUCAUCAGCUGGGCCGUUUAUAACGCCAUGUUCGUUACCAGUUUUUUCAUGGUUUUCAGGUCAGUUUUCAUGGCACUAAGUCAGAGAUUCUGUUCCGAUAACCCUUGGCGUGGAUGGGUUAAAUUAUGAAGCCACGCAUAGAGCCAUUUAGAACGAGCGAAAGAAUAACCAUUACUUUCAUAUUAACAAUUACAUGAACUAAAAAUACAGGGGUAUUAAGGGGUACUUAGUUUCUUCAACUGUCUUCGCUUGUAUUAUCAGUUUAAAACAGCGUGAAUACGUCCGUUGUAAAUGUAUGUAGACUCUCGAAAACCAAUGAACACCCUUUGCAUCCUUUUAGAUCCAGUCAGUGAUACAUGAUUUUCUUCAUACUUCUCUAUAGUAACCACCCAUAUAGGGGAGAUUUUACCCUCUGUUUGAAGUAUACAUAAUGCACUUAUUUAUAACGUGAUGACCCUGUAACUUAUUCUCUUUUGUUUAUUUCCCGAAUUUUUUUUAGGGUAACAAUGAAAGGAAACACAAAUCCAGACCUGAUGUACGGGCUGGAUUUUGUACUGAUUCACAUGGACUGUUCUACUGUGUUAGUACUCAUGUUUGCUCAUAAGGUAAGCUCUUGUACAUCCUAUUUUGGCUGUAAGUCAUCUUUUAUUAGUCUGCCGACCGUUUUAAGUCCCAAGAAUGACCAACAUCAAUUUUCUUCUAACAACAUGAAUACAUAGUCAAGAGAUAGAGAGAACUUUUUUAUUCAUAUCAGGGUAGUCCAUUCAGACGCCUUAGUACCUGCUAUCAACUGGGGCCCUGGAAACGGUAACGGGAAUUAAUAAAAUAAUUACCAAAGGAAAAAUGCAAGAAUUAUUUGCAAAAUUUAAACGAGAUAUCAGAAAGAAAAAAAAAGAAAAAAGAUAUCAGUCUAGGAAAUUUGUAUGUGAGAGUCUGGGCCUUAAAGGGUCAACCCUUCCGCUACAUGCGAUAACCAAAGUUUGCGCGAAGUAACGAAGGCGCAUUGAACGCCAAGUGCUAUGAACUUGUGAAAUCCAGGAUGCCCAGCAUGUGCCUUUGUUUCUAUAUGAAAAAACUUAAGGCGCCCGGGAAGGCGCCUCAGGCUACUGAGCGCUGCUAGAGCACAGCCUUGGAACUGAAAAUGAAGCGCAAAAGAGGACUGCUGAUCCUCUGGAGAUUUCAUUUGUGCGAAUGAUCUGUGGAUGUUUUUCUUUUAGUUUCAAUUUUUAUAUCUUUAAACAAGAAGAUCGAAUUUUACGCCAAAAAAAAAAAUCGAGGUGUAUCUGAACAGGCCGGCAUAAAUGUCAUCAACUUUCGUUGCACACGGAAAUAUACAUUUCUUACCAUCUGGUUAGUUCUACACUCCAGUGAGUGUGUGCUCCAUGUGCUCCUAGGCCAUAGUAACGGCGAACAUGAAAAUACUUUAACAAAAACAGCAAAACUCUGAAUUCUCUGACGCAUUAAUUUACAGGGCAGUUCUGAUGAGAUAUCAAGCCCAUUAACAGCCAUUCAAGUCUUUUUUUAUUUUUUUCUUAGUACUUAUUAGUUCGCCAGAUGAAAGGAACAGAUGACAUCAGAUCCAGAGGACAGAUGCCGUCAUCACAUAACAACAUGCCGGUUUCCGAGGAGGAGAUCGACGUGCAAUCGACUGGUCAUCAACAGGGGCAAUCAUUGAGCAACGAGAAUCAAGAACUCAGGGUACAAUAA